This is a messenger RNA of Adineta ricciae, 324 nucleotides long. NCBI's taxonomy places the organism in Eukaryota, Metazoa, Rotifera, Eurotatoria, Adinetida, Adinetidae. The record is from the annotation of a GenBank genome assembly.
AUGAACCAAUUGAACAAUUGGAAUUUGUCAUCGCAUGGAGAAAAUGAUGAUAAUGACGCAUUGUUAAAUGAAUGGCGAAAACUGGUAAAGCUUUGCAGACAAAAGAAAUGUCCGUUUCAAUUAAUUUACCGAUACGAUGGUGUAUUUGGCCCUCAAUGGGCAAAUCCAGCAGAUAUGUUUUAUUUGCAAGAAGAACCACGUAUUCAAAGAAUUCAAUCAUCUGAAACAAAACAACUGUGCGUGUCUUCAUCAAAAUUAAAGUCAAAACUCUAUCAUGACUUAUUGGAGGCAACAGUUAUUUUGGAUCAAAGCGCCAGUAAUUAA